This is a messenger RNA of Doryrhamphus excisus (bluestripe pipefish), 2923 nucleotides long. RefSeq names its product ORC ubiquitin ligase 1 (gene obi1). Gene Ontology annotation, molecular function: ubiquitin-protein transferase activity. NCBI's taxonomy places the organism in Eukaryota, Metazoa, Chordata, Actinopteri, Syngnathiformes, Syngnathidae. The record is from RefSeq and is a predicted model, not a curated record. Gene Ontology annotation, biological process: regulation of DNA replication; protein monoubiquitination.
GAUGUUCCGUAGUUGCCGGAUUUGGCGCGAGCGUCAACACUUCCUGUUUGCUCACUUAGACCUCCAGGGACGCCCGUGUGUGGAAACAUGGCUCUCAACUUUCAAACUUCGACACUGUGCUUGACUCUCCCAAUAUCGUGUCAGAUAUGCCUCGGAAAGGUCAGACAGCCGGUUAUAUGUGGCAACCACCACGUGUUCUGUUCAUCCUGCAUGGAAAUGUGGUUAAAGAAAGCAAGCCAGUGUCCGACAUGCAGAGUCCCCAUAACGGCGGAGAACCCCUGCAGAGAAAUUAUAGGAGGAACAAAUGAGAGCGAUCACACUGAGAGCCCCUCUGUGAGAAAUUGUCUCAGGAAAACAAGGGGAGAGCUCCUUCUUCGUGAGUAUGAGGAAGAAAUUGAAUGUCUCAUCAGAGAUAACGAGGAUCUGAAAUCCAAAAAUCAUAGUCUGGAGCUGCAAUUGAGAACAGCUUUGGAUCCUUCCAGUAUUAACCCUGUGCAAGCAGACGACAGAAGAGUGGAUCCGUCCAUCAUGGAGGAGUGGGCAAAUAGGCUGCAAACAGCCAAAGAUGUUUGUGAUCAAGUAAAACAGGAUCUGGACAAGCUUAAGGAGGCAAAUAAAGCCUUAAGAUCUCAAAAUGUUGACCUGGUACAAGAGAAUAUGAGACUGAAGGCCGAGGUGGUCAGCAGAUCUCCACAAAAGUUUGGGCGAUAUACCGUUGCUGCCUUGGAAGCAAAAAUCCAGCAGUAUCAGCGAGAUGUCGAACAACUGAAGAAGGCACUGGAACGCAGUGACCAGUACAUCGAAGACCUGGAGAGUCGGGUCAGGACGUCUGAAAAGAGAUGUGCAGAAAUUCAGGACUCGUGUAAAAAGACCAAGCCCGGAUCAGAAUCUCUGAGCCAGCAACAAAAGAUCAACAUGAUGAUGAGAAGCCUCAGUGAUAAUGAAAGGGACUCUAUCUGUAGCAAUCCUGAGGGGGAUGCUCUGGCAUUUUCUCAAACUCACAGUUUGAUGUUCUCCUCCUGUGUGGAUCACAAGGACCCUCCCAAGAAUCUCUGUGGCAUCACCAAUAAAGGCGAGGACUUAGAUGGCACCUCCUCAGACUUCUUGCCUUCUACUCCCUCCUCUGCCUUCCGUUCCCUGACACUGAGGAGCCCUGGUGUGCGUGAGAAGAAAGUUGCGUUUAAACCUGUGGCUCACCUCAGGAGGCUCGAUUUUGAUGACUUUCCAAGUCCCGUGGAGAGCACCGCAGGGAACCAGUUCAACAGCGGGGACAAGUUCACCAAAGGUUUGCCGACUAAUGCAGACAUGGAAUCAAUGAAGCCUGUUUUUUGGGGGACUUGGAAGUGCUCAAAGUCAAAUGACCAAUCAUCUCCGGGUCCAAGCACAGAGAACUUUGCUUCUGAUUCCAUGUCUGCAAAUCUUGGUGCUGACGAGCAGGACAGUUUCCAGAAAUCCAGUGAAGCCUCCAUGGAUGCGGCGUAUCUGGACAAAAUCUCAGAGCUGGACUCCAUGAUGCUCGAUGGCGAAAGCUCCAGUAGCCGCGGUUCUCAGGUUUCCCUGGCACCUUCCCCUGCCGCCAACUUGGACCACACUGUCAUCGCAGAAACACAAACCCACGUCAGCGUCCUAACGCCGUAUACCACAGUGAAUAACAGUGAGGCACCUGGAGGGCAUGUGGGAGAUGGUCUUGUGGAGGAGAACAGUGUGCCCGGCUGUGUGGAGAGCGAGGGGUCAUCUCACAAUGACGACCUUUCUUUUGAUUUGCUAUUUGAUGCUGUGGAAGACACUAAGGCCUGUCCCUCUGGUUCUGUCAGUCCUGCAGGCCCAAGCCAGGAUCCUGACACCUCUCCUUGCGGUAAACCUGUGAGCACAUCAAGAGACAGACACACGUUCAAUACAGGCCAGCCGACUAAAAGAAAGUCACACAGUCCCUUUAACACAAGCAGUCCCACUAAACUUUCAAAACUUAUGUGAAUGUUUUAAAAACACAAUCUGAAACAUGUUGCUUCAGGAUAAGAGUUCCAUUCUUAUCUACUGUUACAUGUAAGAACAGAUAAAUGAGCAGUUUUUGUAUCAACCCUGUAGGAGUUCAACUGGAUGUACAGUAUACUACAUUUUAAACAUUGAAAAAAAAAAUCUGACUUAGUUGUAGGACGUAUUGUUACUGUUUUGUGUCACACUGCCUCUUCUUUAGGUACAUUUACUGUUUACUUCCUUGUCUGUGCUAGAAACUGUUAAAUACACAAAAUGAUGGUCUACUGAAAAAGAUAUAGAGUGUUAAUGAAUUAAAUGAUCUUGCAAUAAGAAUGUAUGGAGCAAUUUUAUUGAUUUAAUUUCUCAAACCAGCUAGUUUUAAGUUUUAUUGUUCUAGUUUUAGUUAGUUCAGAAUGGUAUGCCUUUUAUUGUCUAAUUGUUUUUUUUAAGUCUCAAUUUAUUUGACAUAUGCAUAACAAGAAUCCCCAUUGCAAUCAUUAAUUUGCUGUCAUAUAAUGCAGAAAAGUGGCCCCUUUUUGCCCUGCUUGAAAGCUUGAUGUAUCCCAUCAUGACACACAUUAACCUCACUCAGGCACCCAACAGUAAUUCAGUUGCAGCAGAAAAGCACCUUAUUUAUUAUGCAAAUUUAAUGAUAUCACGUGUAUUUCACGUGCCGCUAAUCGCUAACAUGAAAUUUUAAUUGGACAACCCGUUGUACUUUGGAUAAAUGAAGUGUUAAUUCAUUGAGAUUCAUUAAUUUAGGUAAAGACUGUACAAGGUUACACUGGAGUAUUCAAUAAAUGUGUUUAGUGCCCAACUGGAGAUGAUGGAGAUCAAACAAUCUUGUUUUACAUAUAAACAUGUGGCAUGAAGUUAAAAAAAGAUUGUGAUUGUGUAAUUAUAAAAUAUGGUUGUAGUUUGCCGAGGUUCGUCAUGUAAUAGUUGACAU